CACCAUUGUUAUCAGAAGCUUGAUAUAUAUCAGUCAUUCACUCCCUCUUUAGCUGUUGCUUCAUGUCUUGAGGGCAAUUUCGCAGAGCCUUGUCCUUCUGCUGCGUUGAGACGAUGAGCCGCAAUCCAACACAUUCAUUCCAACCUGUAAUCUGAGCGAGCUCGAGGGUUACUGCAGGCUUACCAUUCACUCAUUUAACUUCCCCUGCCUUUUCCUUUGUUUCCAGUCAGAAAUAGUUCACAUAUAUGUAAUCCCCAUGGUGAACUUGAACCCCAACUUGCACACUCUCUUCCUUGCUCCUUUUUCCUUUCUAGCUUCAACUGUUGAUUCUAGAUUACUUCGUCCCUUUCUUGACUCCAUCCACAGCAGAAUCAAACGUGCCAUUAUGUUUGUUUUCAGAAAAGAGUCACUGCCGGGAGAUGUUGUCUUCCCAACUGAUCUGAAGCAGCUUGGCUACUUCAUUAAUGAUAAUGACCAAAUUAGGAUGAUUAUCGACCCUGAGCAGAAGUUUCUCUACAGGAUCAACGCCAAUGAUCGAUAUAAUGAGAUGCAGAAAGAAUCUAUGAAUGCUUGCAUCCGCGAGAUUGUCCUUUCGCGAUUGCGUAAUCUGGGAUUGGAGAUCUUGCGUCUGCCCAUCGGUGCAUCUCCCAAGUCACAGCAUGUCCCAAUUCUAGUUACUCCGUCUCUAGAAAUCCAAUCGCGCGUCAUUGUCGUCUUUGGGGAACCCGUCCAAGACCUCGGAAUCUGGGCCUACCGUACCGUAGGGGACGAAGGCGUCAAUGUUGGAUCCGCCGUUAACUUUGCCAAAGCUGUCAUUGGAGAUCCAGAAGAAAGCAAGGAUGCCCAGAGGGACCGUGAAACGAGCCCAGCGCCAGGCCUCAUUCUUACUAACCCUGGGCAACUGGUUUGGUACUGUAAUGGAGAGCGUGCAGUCUCCCUGCCAACAUGGCACGCCAUCCCUCGUCAACAUGCUGUCAGCCCACCCAUGAAAAUGAGCCACCACAACAAGAUUCCGGAGAACGGAAACUGGCAAGAACACAUUACAUACGUAUUUGAGGAGGUCCUCGGAAAAAUGGUCCCCGAAACCGCGAAAAUAGACAUCAUCGGGCUUGCAGAAGGUGGUCUUGGAGCGAUCAGAUACCUGGCCGAACACUGGCAAACGUGGCAGCCCCGUAUCUCAGCAAUCUGCCUCACCAAUCCCCUGCACGAUAUCAAUCACCUCCAUCCGCUUGAAUUCGCCAAAUUUGUCUCCACACGUGCCCGCGCUUACCUGAUCUCCGACAAACCGCUCCAUCAUCACGUUCCUGGUAGGUACAGGUUCGGAUGUAACUGCUACUCGUCUGGAGAAUCGCUCAAUGUGGAAUGCAUUAUGCCGCGAGCAGGGGAUAGCAUGCUAUCCUGGUUGGAUAAGAUGCAUGGCUCUCCGAGGCUGGAGGAGAUUGAAGUGGUCGUAAGGGACGAUGUGGAGGACAACGUGACUGACCUCGCUGGCGAGGAGUGACGGUGGAGAGGAUUGAUAUAUUGGUUUUGGUGAUUGCUUUACCUUUCAUUAAUCCUUGAGUUUGUGGUAAUUAUCUAACAUAGCGAUCGUGUUUGAGCGAUGGCGUGAUAUCAGGACCGUUCAAUGAUUUUUCUUAAUACUGGCCAAUGAUUACAACUUUCCUUGUAUUUGACGCUCAGUUUCUCUCAGAAUGACUAUGUUCGUUGUUCAUUCAGUCUUUUUGCGAGUAUACUAGGCUUGCUUCUAAAUCAG
Molecule: messenger RNA, 1753 nt
Organism: Coccidioides posadasii C735 delta SOWgp
Lineage: Eukaryota; Fungi; Ascomycota; Eurotiomycetes; Onygenales; Onygenaceae
Biological process (GO): regulatory ncRNA-mediated heterochromatin formation
Cellular component (GO): nucleus
Molecular function (GO): siRNA binding
Source: RefSeq, a predicted model, not a curated record